Molecule: messenger RNA, 569 nt
Organism: Apis florea (little honeybee)
Lineage: Eukaryota; Metazoa; Arthropoda; Insecta; Hymenoptera; Apidae
Gene: Rfk
Product: Riboflavin kinase
Biological process (GO): FMN biosynthetic process; riboflavin biosynthetic process
Cellular component (GO): mitochondrion
Molecular function (GO): riboflavin kinase activity
Source: RefSeq, a predicted model, not a curated record
GUCAUAUAACAAACUCUUUAUCUUCUUUCAAGAUUAUAUAUCAUGGAAUAUUAAUUAAUGUUCAUAGUUACAGGUCUGACGCAAUAUAAAGAUACAUUAUGUGUACUAAAAACCUAUUAUAUUUUUUCGGAUCGGUGGUUAGAGGUUUUGGCAGAGGUUCUAAAGUUUUAGGAAUACCUACAGCAAAUCUUGAAGAUAAUGUAGUAGAAAAUUUACCUAAUGAUUUUAAUACUGGAGUUUAUUAUGGAUGGGCUUCUAUAGAUGGACAAAUUUAUAAAAUGGUUGCCAGUAUUGGUUGGAAUCCAUUUUAUAAAAAUAAAAAAAAGACUGUGGAAUUACAUCUAAUACAUACAUUUGAAAAUGACUUUUAUGGAAAACAAAUUAAAGCCAUUUUUGUGGGAUAUAUACGACCAGAAAAAAAUUUUACUUCCGAAGAGGAAUUAAUUAAAGCAAUAAAAACUGAUAUUGCAUUUGCUGAAGAACAGUUACAAAAACCUGAUAUGAUUGCUUAUAAAUAUAAUCAAUUUCUUAAAGAAUAGUAAAAUUAAGAAUAUUAUAAAUAAUACUAA